UAUUCCCCACCACCAUGCUAUGUGCAUCCGCUAACUCCAACACUCUACGCCCUUCCUCAUUCCGUAUACCAUAUCCCCAUCCCCCAUGUACACCUUCAUAUCCGUCUGCAUCCGCCCCCACAUGACCAUUCAAAUCACCCAACAACACCACAAACUCAUUCAACCCCGCUUGCCCGAUCUCGUCAGAAACAUCAUCAUAAAACCUAUCCUUCUCCUCUUCCUUCCUACUUU
This is a messenger RNA of Helobdella robusta, 231 nucleotides long. RefSeq lists its product as hypothetical. The record is from RefSeq and is a predicted model, not a curated record. NCBI's taxonomy places the organism in Eukaryota, Metazoa, Annelida, Clitellata, Rhynchobdellida, Glossiphoniidae. The transcript has a single exon. The annotation marks the transcript as partial.